Molecule: messenger RNA, 2269 nt
Organism: Rhizophagus irregularis DAOM 181602=DAOM 197198
Lineage: Eukaryota; Fungi; Glomeromycota; Glomeromycetes; Glomerales; Glomeraceae
Source: RefSeq, a predicted model, not a curated record
UUCUGAUGAAACUUUUUUCAUUUUAUUAAUGUAAAAAUUCACAUGAAAAUGCUGGUAUGAACUGGCCUGUUGUUUGAGGGUCUGAGGUCAAAUAAGAGUAAUUUGCUGUUAUAUUUCGUCAUAAUGUGAUACUGAUAAUACCAGAAAAAUGUCAAAUCAAUUAAGUGGUUUGAUCAAAAAUGAUUCGGCGGAUAGUUACCAUAGAAAAAGACUCAGAUACAUCAUGGUUGGCUGUUUUAUUUUAGGUAAUGGUGUUACUUUUAAUUUUGAAAUCGGAAAAUACGUAGACUUUACAGAAUUAAAGAAGGCCAUUUGGGAAGAUGAUAAGGAUUACUUUGCAAGUAUUGGAGUAAAUAAUGACAAAAAAAUUAAGCUAUGGAAGGUCGAGAUCCCUACUAGAAAUAAUGACAAGUAUGAAAGACUUCUGGAAAAUCAUCGUGUAGAUCUUGAUGUUAAAGAAGAAUUUAGUGGUGAGAGAUUGAACGAAACUUGGCACAUUGAUUUAACAUUCAAAGAACCUCCUCCAAAGGAGCACAUUCACAUAAUCGUGCAACCACCAUCUUUGCCCGCCACCACUGGGAAGAGACAAUUGGAUUUGGAUUAUUGUGAUGAAGAAAGUAGAACUCGAAAAAAAGGGAAAUCAACAUAUCCCGAAGAAUCAGAUGAAGGACGAGACAAUCUUAUGGUUAUAUCACCAGAUAGAUUAAAGUCGAUCGUUGAUUUUGUGCAAAAGCAUCAGAUUGUUCUUUUGCGUAGUCCGCCAUCUUCUGGAAAAAGUACUGUCGGUCAGACACUUCGAGACUUUUUUAAAAGUCUUAGUGAUGGCGUAUAUAUUAAUCUUGCUGGCAUGUGCGGUAAAGACGAAAUAUAUAAUAGUAACAAAUUUGAUAAUUACUGGAAGAAGAUGAUUGGUCGUAGCUGGACAGAAAUUAGCGAGUGUAAAGAGGAAAUUUAUGUUAUCAUUGAUGAAAUACAGGUUAUCUAUGGUAAUGGUGCACCAUUCUUUUGGGGCUCAUUAAAGACUAUUUUGUCAAGUGAAUCAAAUACUCGAAAUAUUUAUAUUGUUUUACUUGGUGUAUAUCAUCCAAAUGUUGAAACUAUAUCAAUACCUCUUGAUCUCCAAUAUACACUUAGUCUAAGUGUCCUGCUUCUAACGUGGGAAGAAUUUUCGCAACUUGUAACAAAAUUUAUUCAGAGACAUGUUACUUUGGGAAGUAUGAACUUUAUCAUUCCUGACCCUGUUCAAAGGGCAUUAUAUAAUCUAACUGCUGGACAUGUUGGUUUGUGCCGGUUUGUUUUAAGAGUAUUACGCGAUCAAUUUUGUGAAAAUGGAAAAACAGUAGAAAUGCUACAAUAUCUUGCUUCCACCUUUUUGUUUAAUAGUAUGAUUGGAUGUGCCCGCGCUUUUUAUUGGAUCCGUGAUUGGAAAGUAAAUAAGUCAGAAGCAGAAUUUAUUCGCAAUAAGUUAUUACAACCAAACACUCCCUUUUCUGGUAGUUUAUUAGAUCCUGUUAUUAAGAAAUUUAUUAGAAUGGGCCUUAUAACAACAAUUAACACUAAUGAUGAACGAUUAACAUUUUCUGCUCCCAUAAUGCGAUCUGUUCUAAGCAACUAUUUGUUUAAAGCACCUUUGAAUGUUAAUCAAUCACCUUCAAGCACAUUUGAUGAGUUUUUAUUACGAACUAUUGAGCGGAUGAGCUCAUCUACUUUAAAAGAAUCGCUUGGAAAAAGGUCAUAUUUAUACGAAAGAACUUGGCAAAUGGAAUGGUUCUGUACAGCUAAAACGGUAAUUCCUGAAAAUGCAUUAGUGAGUUCUGAUAUUGGUGAAUCAUUUGGUUCAGUAGGAUUUCUUGAUUUUUAUGUAGAUAAUGGAUAUUGCUGGGGGGUUGAACUGAUCUGUGAGGGUGAAAAGUUGAAAAAGUAUGCUGAAAAAUUUGAAAGUGAUGGUAUAUAUGCUGAAAUUCCACUUAAGCAAUGGGCGAUUCUUGAUUUCCGGCAUAAUACAAAACAAGUAAGAAUGCCUAAAAAAAACUUUUGGUAUGUACUCUAUUCAGAUGAUUACAAAACAGUUAUUAUUAAACGUAAAGAUUGUGAUGACAUAAAGUUAAAUUUGCAAGGUGAUUGUAAGUCAGAACUAAAGUCAGAGCUAGUAUUAGAACUUUAAUUAUAGCUAUACUUGCCUUUUUUUGUAUUUUAAGUUGAUUAUAUAAAUAUCUCUAUUAUAUUACAAAAAAAAAUAAAAAGUUUUAUUUUGCAAAUCACACAGCUA